Molecule: messenger RNA, 2979 nt
Organism: Pichia kudriavzevii
Lineage: Eukaryota; Fungi; Ascomycota; Pichiomycetes; Pichiales; Pichiaceae
Exons: 1
Coding region: 1-2979 (992 amino acids)
Biological process (GO): protein import into nucleus
Cellular component (GO): nuclear envelope; cytosol
Molecular function (GO): small GTPase binding
Source: RefSeq, a predicted model, not a curated record
AUGGAUUAUAAUAGUGUUCUACAGACACUUGUAGUAGCAUCAUCUACUGUAAGGGGUGCUCAGCAACAGGCAGCUGAAGAGCAGCUCAAAAAAUGGGAGUCGGAGAAGGGCUUUUAUUAUACACUUCAGUCCAUCUACAUAAACCAAGAACUAUCAUUGCAAAUUAGGUGGCUUGCUGUGAUUUGCCUCAAGAAUGGGGUUGAAAAAUAUUGGAGAAGCACCCGGAUUAAUUCCAUUACCAAAGAGGAGAAGGUUGAAAUCCGGAAAAGAUUGUUUGAUACUCUCGAUGAGUCUAAUAAUCAAUUGUGUAUACAGAAUGCACAUUUAACUAGUCGUAUUUGCAGGCUAGACUUUCCCGUUGAAUGGCCAACGUUAUUUGAAGAUCUAGUUACAAUUAUGGAAUCCUGUGAUACUUCUUCUUCCCAGUCAAUUGUGAGAUUGAACAAUUUAAUGAUUAUUUUGAACCAGAUCUUGAAAAUAUUAGCCAGUGUCAGAAUUGGGAAAGCUAGAGUCAUGAUGCAGGCAAAGGCACCUAUUGUUCUCCCACAUUUGAUGAAGUUUUAUACUUUUUUUUUCAACCAGUGGUAUGGGAAUAACUAUGAUUUGAGCUUGAUGGAAGUUGGUUAUAUAACAUUGAAAGUCAUCAGGAGGUUGGUUGUAGAUGGAUAUGCGCACCCGAACAGAGACAAAUAUGUUCAAGAGUUUAUGGAGGUAUCAUUGCAGCAUUUUCAAAAAAUGUUGGUGGCUCAUAAGCAAAAUGAAUUGGCCUUGCUUGAAAGAUAUAUCAAAUGUUAUGUCAAGUUGUUCCACAAUUUGGUUUCUGCUAAUACAUGCGCUUUUGUUUUGAUGUCGUCGAGCAAGCAUAUUUUACUUACUUUGCUUUCUUUACUUAGUCAAGAAGCAGAGCCGAUUUAUGCGCUUGAUAAUGAGACUGAUUUCUGGGAGAAGAUUGCAACUAAAUCAUUCAUUAUCAUGAAAAUAAUAACAAACUACACAUUUAACGAAAAGACAAGUUUGAUUAAACAAAGGGAUGACAAAACGGAAAUUAUUCAGUCAAUAGAAUACAUGAAGACAAACUUUUUCAAUACUGAGCUCGUUGAAAGCUUGCUUGAACUUAUUACCCGGUAUUACCUACGUCUUCGUCCGAUAGAUUUGGAGAGCUGGAAUGAGGACCCCGAGGAAUGGUUUAACGAAGAGUCCAAUGUUAAUUACGAAUUUCAAGUCCGGAAGGCUGCCGAAAAUUAUUUCCAAGAUUUGUCUAUUUUUUUCAAUCAGUACAUUUCAAAGUAUAUCAUGGAUAAGGUUAAUAAUCUCAACAACCCUUCUCUCAGUGUAAUUGAAAAGGAUGCAACUUUAGCCAUAUUCCAGUUGAGUUCUCACUCUAUAAAGGAGGAAUGUAAUUUCAACCAACUAUUAACUGAUUAUUUUAUUCCUCAAGGUCUUUCAGGGAACGAUCUAAUCAAGCGUAGAAUUUGUUUGAUUAUCAAUGAAUGGGUGGAUGAAAAAACAAAUUCACAAGUACGUAUUCAAAUCUACGAAUUUCUUGUUGAAAUUUUCUCGGCAUCAACAAUUGUCAAAUUAACUUCCGUCCAAACGUUGAAAAAUCUGAUCGACGAUUGGGAAUUCCGUAAACGUGAUUUACAGCCCUUCACCACAACUAUAAUAAGGAACUUUUUGGAACUAAUCAACUCGUUAUCUACGAUUGAAUGUAAGAACUUUGUUCUAAAUGCAUUUUCCAUUGUUAUAGAAAGAAACACACCCUUAUUAGAAGAGUCGAUACUUGUUGAAAUUGCUAGAGUAGUUCCUGUGUUAUGGGGGAACUUCAAUAAUUCCAAUGAAACAAUCAUAAAGAACUCCUUGUUGCGAAUUUUGAAAGAUUUAGUUAUUGCAUUGAAUAAAGGCAGCUCUUUAAUUCACGACAUGGUAUUGCCUUUGAUUCCGAUCUGUUGUAAUCCAAACUCUGAGUAUUAUACAUUGUUAUGUGAAGACGGCUUGGAACUUUGGAGUGCUCUUAUGAAAACAACUUCCCAAAUUGUUUUAGCAGAUGAUGCCAUGUUUGAUAUGCUAAUCAAUGCUCUAUUGGUAUUUACCGAAAUAUUGCCGUUAGUUCUUACGAUAAUAAGAAGCUACACAUUGAUUGAUGUUCAGAUUUUGGAGACACCAAAGGGAAUGAAAAUAUUGGAAAUACUAGCUGGGUAUUUAAAGACUAUGAGAGACGAUGCUGUUUCUCUUACAUCUUCGAUCGUUGAAGUGGGCAUUAUGCAGAAAUCUGAAAAGAGUGCAUUCUACUCUAAUCUGUUCAACUCGAAACUGAUUCAUGAAAUUGCUGAAUAUUUGAUAGGCGAUACAGACAGUGCAUACUGCGAAGUCAAACUAUCACUUCCGUUAUUAAGAUUGUUUCUUGAUAAUUCGCAAGCGUUCUUGGCUAAUAUUCCAGGCAUAAAACUAUACGCACUGAUGAACAACUUGAUUAAAUUUGGUAGAAACUCAUACGAUCCAAAAAUUAGGAAACUCUAUGUUUUGGGUCUUUAUUCAUUGUUAAAGCCGGAAUAUUUACAGAACGGUCAGACAUUGUCAAAUAUCGAAUACGAGUUGUCUCAGAUGGACUCAAUACGUGCCGUGUCAUCGGUUUUGUUAUCAUUCGUCAAACCCGUUGUUGAUUUAGGCAUAACUUUUAUUGAAGAAAUCAGGGAAGAUGCUAAUGGUGACAUGAAAGCAUACCAUAAGAGUUCCAGCUACGAUGAUGAUGAACUGAAGGCAAUCGAGCCCCAAUCUGACGUCGAGGAGGAUAACGAGUAUUAUUUAGAAACUCUAGUUCCACCUAACGCAGAACGUGAAAGAUACACUGCCCUUCUCAAGCAAGACCCUGUUAGGAAUAUCCCAAUAAGGGAUUUUAUUCGCAACAUUAUGGGAGCAAUUUUCCCGAUAAUUGGAAAUUUGUUGGACAGCAAUGACUUGGAGGAGCUACAACGUUUAUAG